This is a messenger RNA of Uranotaenia lowii, 1477 nucleotides long. RefSeq lists its product as uncharacterized. The transcript has 6 exons. The coding region runs from base 83 to 1477 and encodes 464 amino acids. Gene Ontology annotation, molecular function: acyltransferase activity, transferring groups other than amino-acyl groups. The record is from RefSeq and is a predicted model, not a curated record. NCBI's taxonomy places the organism in Eukaryota, Metazoa, Arthropoda, Insecta, Diptera, Culicidae.
CGCCCGACCAGAUCGUAUCGGUUUUUUUUUCGUUCCAACGCUCGAAGUGCUGCAAAAGAAGGGUAGCAGAAAAGUUGACACCAUGGAACUUCUGAGGAAGUUUUGGCAGUUAUCAGUGAUAGCAAACCUGUUAUUUUGUGUGGCGUUGUCGGAAGCGGCAUUUGAACCAAACGUCACAGAUGCCACCAGUCAAAUAGUGCCACCACUGUUUCGGUUCGACGAUUACGAUCAAUGCCAUAGCCGUCUGAACCCGGGCCAGGGGGAGUACUGUUUCAUGCGAGUGGUCCGAAAAACUGACCGGCCAGAUCCGAUCGAUUCCGACCGAAUUGAGCUGUCUUUCCGGAGGAACCUGCUCGAAUGGGGCCUCUGCAUUCGAACGUGCGAGGAAGAAGUGGCACGCCUGAGCAAACAAGAAGCUGACCGUUUGUAUCAACCGAAAUUCAAAAUCGGCUUCAAGUUUUCGAUACCAUCUCGCUACUGGCACGAGCGUGUGAAACCGUACAAGGAAAAAUACGGCCGGCUGCUCAACGUCUGCGUCAACAAUCGCCUGAAACGCGAGUACAACCUGACGCAUCCGGCGGCCUAUUCCGAGUUUGAGUACUGCAAUGAUAACAGCGAUCUGGCCAAAGCUGAAAGCAGAGAUAUAGAUUGGAUCAAAGUUGCGUUCAUCGUAUUACUGGGAGCACUGGUUUUAACCAUUUUAGCUGCAAACAUUCUGGAUUGGACCGAUAACAGAAAUAACAUCAUAGUUUCGUCGUUUUCGUUAAGAGAAAAUUGGAAGAAAUUUGUGGACACCCCCAAAACGACGAUUUACCAGGAUUUUGGUUUCAUCGACGGAAUCCGAUCGUUUAUCAUGAUUUACAUUCUUCAAAUUCACUGCAUGAUUUUGCUAGGGCAAUCCGCCCUACAGUUCCCAGAGCGAUUUGAAACUAUCUCAAAAUAUUCGUUCACCACCAUUAUAGUUUCAUUGACCCCAAUCUCGGUGCAAACAUUUCUAGUCAUCAGCGGGCUGCUUCUAACGGUGAACUUCUUCAAAGAUAUUCAGAACAAACCAACAGUUGAUGGAGAAUAUCUUAAGUCGAAAUUCGUCAACCGUCUGAUACGGAUAGUUCCGGUGUACUAUUUUUUCAUUCUCGUCACAGCUAUUGGGGAGUCCAUACCCGGUGUAGAUGUGAACGCUGCAUCACACAAGACCAUACUGACGGAACAACAGUACUGUAGACGGCUUUGGUGGACAAAUAUACUGUUUGUUAGUAAUUUACCGUUGAGUGAGGAGACUUGUUUCGAGCAAGGAUGGUAUCUGGGCACGGAUCUGCAGCUUUUCGUGGGGGCCCUAGCGCUACUGACCGCCAUUUGGAGGUUCCCGAAACAUGCCAAGUCUAUCUUGUGGACUUCAGUGAUAGUUUCGCAGUUGGUGCCGCUGGGUGUUUUGUUACUUCUGAGGUUGGAGUCAUCGUUACCGGUACGAUUAAGGUAA